Bactrocera dorsalis (oriental fruit fly) is the source of this 6691-nucleotide messenger RNA. RefSeq names its product adenylate cyclase type 9 (gene Ac13E). The record is from RefSeq and is a predicted model, not a curated record. Gene Ontology annotation, biological process: cyclic nucleotide biosynthetic process; adenylate cyclase-activating G protein-coupled receptor signaling pathway; intracellular signal transduction. NCBI's taxonomy places the organism in Eukaryota, Metazoa, Arthropoda, Insecta, Diptera, Tephritidae. The coding region runs from base 915 to 5624 and encodes 1569 amino acids. Gene Ontology annotation, molecular function: adenylate cyclase activity. The transcript has 5 exons.
AGCGUAGGGUUGCAUUGCAAGUGUUGACUAUACCAGUUCGAUUCGCUAGUCUGCAAUGCUUGAUGAAUCGAAAACAGCUUGUAUUUGAUACUUCAAAGAAAUCUACUCACAACUACCCGGCAUUUCCAAGAUCCAUAACUCUUGUAAAUAUAAGAAAACUCCACAUCAAAAUAUUAAUUUGCCAUACAAAUCCAUUGUAACAGAAUUUGUAUACUCAUUAUUUUGAACGCGGCUCAUGUUUUCUGCGAACAGGGUGUAUCUAACAUAGAUAGGAGUAAAUGCAUUCGAACACCUUGCGUCGCCGCUUUGUUGUUGUUGCCAGUUAUCACAAAUAUUUUCUUGACUAUUAUUAGCGUUUACUCGCCUUAUUAGGCGCACACUGGAGACGGAAACACUCGCACAACCGCCGACACACACAGCCGUGCAUGAGAAGGGUCGUCAGAACGCUCUCCGCCAGCGCCAAAGCCGGAGCGCCAGCGAAUGUCAUGAGCAAAUUUGCAAAGUACAAAUUCAAAUCAGUUUUGUCGCGUUAACUCGGCCGUUUGGUUGGCUGAGCAGUUGGACGGACGCCGGGCACUCGUCGCUUACUAUUUCUUACUAUUUCCCCAACAACUUAACAAACCGCAACAAAGCGGAGUGUGACAGCACACAUACAAACACACCAGCGCCUUUCCGUUGGUUCCGUUCGCACUUGAGCAGUUAGUAGGCGCCGAUCUGUAAUCGCUCAUAGUCAAAAUAAAUAAAUAAACAUUACAAUAACAACAAAUCGAUAAGUGAAAAGUGGCAAACGAAAGAUCGGCAGAUACGCGUAAGCAGAAGAAUUGAGAAGCGCGAAAUCGCGAAAGUGGUGUAAGGGGAAGCGGGAGUAUGUGCAAAAACUUUGUUCACGUCGUCCUUCGGUCAGUUUCACCGCCAUGCCUCCCGGCGUUCUAGUCAACGACAGUCGCAGCAAUUCCACCGACGAUAUACAAAUCGCGUUAGCGCCACACAUACAAACCUAUCUAAGUCAAACGGGGCGACGGCAUUCCUGCUGCAGCGUCAUGUUGCCGGUGGCAUUCGAACGCGCCUCGUCCAAAUCGUGGAUGGAUCCCAAAUUCGAUUCACCCGUGCUGGAGGGCCAGUUUCAGACCAGCGUAUUUCCACACGUACGCAUGCGAUACAGAUUUGCGCUCUCCUACAUUUUGAUCUGUUCACUUUCGUGGUUCCUGUACUUCCUGAUUGAUGGCGGCUCGGAGCAUUAUUGGCGCCCGAUUUCCAGCGCCUUCUCAAUGCUCACACUCAUCACGAUCACCGCUUUGUGCUUCACGCACUGGGACAUGUACCGCGCCUACCGAAGAUUGACUUCUGCUCUAACAGCCAUUGUGCUGUGCGCCUUCUCCUUGGCCUUCCUUAUCUGCACGGGUCGCGCCUUUAGUCCGCUCGGUCACUUCUCCAUAUGCGUAUCGAUCGUGCUCCUCAUAUACACCGCACUACCCAUGCAGCUGUGGCUGAGCGCCUUCAUCGCAAUCGUCUACUCAGUGCUCUUCGAAGUCGCCUCACACAAGGUGGUGGGCAAUAGCGCCACACAUGGCACCGCCACCGAGUGUAAUAAUAAAAUCAUGUUGUUGCGCAUUCUACUGCACAUCUGCGUUCACUUGGUGGGAGUGCAUGUGCUAGUUAUGAAUGUGGUGCGCAUGCGCGGCAUGUUCAUGAAGAUCGGACAGAAUUUGCUGGUACGCCGCCAACUGGAGAUGGAGAAGCAACUUAAGGAGAAAAUGAUACAUUCGGUGAUGCCACCGAAAGUGGCCAAUAUGCUGCUGAACGAGGGUGGCGCCAGCGGCAUUGAUACCAAAGAUGGUGUAGUCGAUCCAGAUUCUCACUACGUGCGACCACGUACUUCCAACGACCUGAAAUCACUGUUUCGUCCAUUUCACAUGCAUAGCAUGGAUAAUGUGAGCAUAUUGUUUGCGGACAUUGUAGGUUUCACGAAAAUGUCCUCCACCAAGACGGCCGAGCAGCUGGUGGAGAUACUCAAUGACCUGUUCGAACGUUUCGACGAUCUCUGCACACUUAAUGGCUGCGAGAAAAUCUCCACCCUAGGUGACUGUUACUAUUGUGUAUCUGGUUGCCCGGAACCACGUGCCGAUCAUGCGAUUUGCUGCGUCGAGAUGGGCCUUGGCAUGAUUGAUGCGAUGCGUUGCUUCGAUGCUCAGCGGCAUGAGGGUGUUAAAAUGCGUGUCGGUGUUCAUACUGGUACCGUAUUGUGCGGUAUUGUGGGCACAAGACGCGUAAAAUUCGACGUUUGGAGCAACGACGUGUCCUUAGCCAACAAAAUGGAGUCCUCUGGUAAGCCAGAGCAAGUGCACAUCUCUGAGGAAACAUCUAACUUUCUAGGUGAUGCUUAUCUACUGGAGGAGGGCGAAGAAGUUUUCGGUCAUCGCACGUAUUUUGUUGUCGGUCGCCGAAAAGAUGUAUCGCGCGCCAACAGUCUGAGCCCUAGCAUACCCGCCAACUACGACGGCAGCCACUUGCAGCUGCCUGGCAUACCUGGACAACCAACACCGCUCUCGCAGAGCGCCACAAACAUUUCGGUUAUCCAUCCAAAUGUACCGCCCGCCUCACCAGUGGGACAACUUUCUUCCUCACUCAAUCCCUCGCCAGUGCUUUCGAUGCGACCGCGACUCACCUCGCUCAGUAUGAAACUGCGCAAGAAGUCCCAAAGUCGUGAACGUGACAUCGAACGAGGCAUUGUACAUCCUGAUGGCAUGGGUGUGGCACCUGUUGUUGUGGUGCGUGAAAGACCAAAGAUUAUUAUAACCACCAAGAGUCUACCCGGCAGUUUGGACUCCGCUGAUGAGCCCGACAAAGUGGAAGAGGGCUGUUGUAAUGGACUUAACGGCAUCAAUCACACCGCUCAAAAAAGUCAUAACACAGAAGAAAGUGGACGAACAAAACUUAAAUUGAAGGUGGGUAAAGUGCCACGUUUCUUUAAGAAAAUCGAAGAUAUUGUCAAGCAUACAGACAAACCAUCAAACACAGAUGUGGUUAAUAAUGUACCCAUCUCCAAGGCCACCGCCGUAAAUACUGACGAAGCUGUCGCAUUCAUUGAACCAAAUGGUUACCAUCAACUACCAGUUGUGAUUGAAUCAUCCAAGCUACCAGUUUUAGGUCAUACACUGGAAAUACCACCACAGAAGCCCGUACUACACCAUGCCGCCACCUCGACCGGCAUCUCGCACAACUACGUGCGUUCUCCUGACGGUAGUUGUUGCUCCCCUGGUCAAUAUUCCAUGUUCGACGACAUCAUUGAUAUUCGGUCCUACAUAAGUCAGUCGCGCAGCGAUAUCUCACCUUUCGGCCGUUCCGGCAGCUAUCGUUCGCAGUGUGGUCGCAGUGGCAAGUCAGAAACAUCUCCUCUACCACGACCACGUGCUUCCACGCUCACUUCCACUACGGCCGAGAAAAGCAAUGAUGUACCCGCUGCUCAACCAUUAAUCGCCGGCGGUACAUCAUUCCCGUAUGCACCCACCACGACAGCCAAUCAUCAACCUCCGAACUCACGCAAUUCAAGCAUAUGGCCAGACGGCCUUAGUAUAUGCCCAUCCGCCACUUCGCGCAAGGAUUCCGGCAUCAAAAGCAACUCACGUCGCUCUUCGAUACAACAACAAAUUUAUGCACUCAACCAAUCCGCCAUUAGCCAACACCGCGUUUCUGGUUAUUUCACCAGUUCGACAUCAAGCAUUUCGAACAUAGGCGUGGUCACAACCUUACCACACGUGGCAAUUCCACCGAUACCACAGCCAAUACCGCAAGUAGCCGAUCCACUAGCAGCCUGUCUACAGCAGCUCCGCAAACAGUCCGACCUUCAGUUAAUACGUUGCGUACGUGAUAACGCUAAGUCUCAGCGAAGCUACCUUGUCAAGCCGCCGCUCAAACGUUUCAGUUUGUACUUUAAAUCACGGCAAAUGGAACGAGAUUUCCGCUCCAAAGCACAUCGUUUUGGCAAUGAAAACGAAACCGAAGGUCCACCUACUUUGGCCACACCCCGCUAUAAUACGUAUAUCGACAUUUUUGUCGGCCUUGCAGUGUACCUGUGCAUUUCGAUCUCGCUGUUUCUUAUGACGCCCAACACCGUUACGCCCAGCUUUCGGCUGUGGGUCUCACUCUUCACAGUCUUCACCGCUAUACAAAUAUUUGCGCUGUUCCUCUUCACGCGGCAAAUGUGCCGGCGCCACAACUCACAGGCGCGUACGAAAGUCAACGACACGGACUCAUGUGCCGACCGCAUAUUUGAAGCUAUUUCCAGUUGGUACCCCUGGCAUAUCUGUCUGGCCAUAUUGAUGGCGAUGCCGGUAAUACUGAUCAUAGCCAACUUCCUUUUGCUCGAUCUCAAUUUGCUUGAAGCUUUCGAGUACCACUAUGGCUUCUUAAUAUUCGUAUGCAUCGUGCAUUUCUGCAACUUCACACAGCUGAACUGUUGGAUGCGCAACACGUUGGCACUAAUGGCGGCUAUGUGUUUUGUUGGCAUUGCCGUAAGUCAACUGACAGUCUACUCAAAUCGGACGGAUGCAGCGGAGGCGGCAGCAAUCGCACAAAAUGCAACGCGCUUGCCAUAUCCCGGCACGGAGGGUGUAAAUUACCUCAUCGAAGAGAUCAAGUGGUUCCAGGACUAUCACGUGGAAAUUUAUCUAGACUUGUUGCUCAUACUGGUGCUGGUUGGAUUUUUGAACCGCGAGUUCGAGAUCGGCUACAGGCUAACCUUCUACGGUAACGCCGUGGCCAAUCAAGACAAGAUACGCGUACAGAACAUGAAAAAUCAAGCAGACAUGUUGCUACACAACAUCAUACCCAAACACGUCGCAGAACAUCUGAAAAACACCGCAAAAUACUCAGAAAACCAUCACAAUGUGGCGAUCAUCUUCGCCUCAAUAGUGAACUUUAACGAAAUGUACGACGAAAGUUAUCUCGGCGGCAAGGAAUACCUGCGUGUGCUGAACGAAUUGAUAGGCGACUUCGAUGAGUUACUGUCGCGACCCGAAUUCCAUUGUGUGGAGAAGAUCAAAACAAUCGGUUCGACAUUUAUGGCAGCUAGCGGGCUCGACCCGUCUCACCGCGGCGAGAAGCAUGAACACAUCCACGCUUUAAUGGAAUUUGCCAUUGCAAUGCAAGAAGUGGUGGACGCAUUCAACAAGGACCUGCUUGAAUUCAACUUAAUUCUACGUAUCGGCAUGAACAUCGGCGAUGUGACAGCCGGUGUCAUCGGCACGAGCAAACUUCAUUACGACAUCUGGGGCGACGCAGUCAAUGUAGCAUCACGUAUGGACUCUACGGGCGUGCCGAAUCGUAUACAGAUUGGCAAAGACUGUCUGCCCUUCCUGGCGGACAAGUACGAAUUUGAGCCACGUGGCAGCGUGUACGUUAAGGGCAAAGACCACAUGGAGGUAUACCUAUAUACGAUACGUAAAGGCGAGUGGGAGGAAGGCAAAGAGGAAAAAGAAGCUAUGGAAAAGGCAGAAAACACAGUAGCACCAGCAGAAGUACCGGGAGAAACGCCAGCGGAACCAAACGGUGUUGUGAAAGCAGAAAACGGUGACGUAGUUAAGGAAAACAAGGAUGUACUCUCAACGAACAAGGAAGUAACUUAAAAACCUAUACAACGCAGUGUGCUGUGAAUGGUAAAAAAUAUAUAUUGUUGAAAAUCAAGUGCUGUGAUGACGAAUGACCAACUGGCGUUGCAACGCUCCAUGGUCAGGAGGAACGCGUAGAGGCUUAGAGUAUUAGGUUGGCAUAACUGGAGGUACAUGAGAGCCAUUUGGAAAACUAUCAAUGUGAACUUAUUAGAAUUUCGCUUACGCUGAAGUAAUGCGUGUGACCGCUGAAGCAGUCGUCGCGCAUAGGUCCGAGGCCUUACGAAACUAAACGGGUAUCAAGAAUGGCAAGGUUUCAAAAAUUGCAUUUAUAGCGGGGGUUUAAUUAGAAAAAAUAAGAAAAAAACAAUGUUACUUGGAAAUUCGAUUAGGCAACUAAAUUGUGAUAUUGCAGUUAAUGCUGGGCGUAGACUAAAUGGGAAAUGUGUCGUUGACCGAAUUGGCAAAAUUGAGUGCAAAAAUAUUUAGAGUAAAUUGUUAUAUAACACUGGCACUUAUGUAGAAAGCAGUUUCUGUUCUUGUUGGCGGUUGUGGAAAGUUGCUGAGAGAAGUUAUGUACUUGAUUGAAUAUAAAUUGUUAUCUAAAGAAAUCUGCUAACAGGCAUGUAUACAAACUUACAUAACCUUAAAGCUGUUAUCACACGAAAUUUAUGCAUAGAUACAGUUAUCAAUGUGGCUUUCAAUGUCUUAGCGAUACCUUUAUUACAAACCGAACAUAUUUGAAUCAGAAAAUGUUAGAUUGAGACAAGGGAUUUUAAAACAACAAUACAAGUUUUAAAUAUUAUAUAACAUAAAUGCAUAAGAACACAUUAUGUAAUAGGGAAAACCUAUGCAAAAUGUUAAAAAUUAUGCUAAGCAGCAAAAUCUUGUUGUAGUGGAGAAAUUAAAAUGUAAAAAAACAGGAAAAUUGUUUUUGUUACCAUUACCUUGCUUUUCUAAAGUACGUUUACAUUUUUUUUUUUGUUAAAUUUAAUUUUUUUAACAUUAAUUCUUUUCAAUUUUAGUUUCUUUUUAUUUCAUUGUUGUUUUUAUUUUAUGUUUUUUUUUAAUUUUUUCUUCUUAUA